UAUGUCCUGAGCGCUUCCGGGUGUGUCGGGAUUAACGCAUCGUCCUGUCAACAGGCAGCGAGGUGCGGGAGGGUCACGGGACACGUAGUCUGAUAGCGAGCGACGAGCUAAACGGCCACGACGACGACGCGGCUGCGUCGCGGUGAUGCUUCUCUUGAAAAGACGGUGAAACCGCCGCAGAAAUACUGCUCUCGUGGAGAAACGCGGCCAUUCUGCGUAUGAGCGACGGUAACGCGCUCUCUCGUGCUGCGCUAGGAACACCUGUGUUCCUCCAUACCAUAUCAUAUGGUAACGGAGUGACAGCGAACGGUGCGACGCGCGCGGUGCUCGUGAAUGAUGAUGGCUCCAGGUUCUAACGAAGCGCCGGCCGUGUAGCUGACACAAUAGUAGCUACGCGACGAAGUGCGGGCGCGCUCCCGCGUAGUUUACCGAAUAGGUGACGGUGAAAUACCGUGCCCAGCGAUGCCGGUGACCUCAGUGCACACGCUCUGCGCGCUCCUCUUCGCCGCUGCGCUGGAAGCAUAUGGAGAGGUGCACACCCUGCCGUGGACCCAGGCGAACGCGACGAGCGCCGUCCACGCGGGAGACCAGCACGCGCACAACAGAACGGACACGGCCUUGACGAUAGGCUCGCGCGUCUCUACAUUCGUGAAGCAGCUGCCCACGCUGAAGAACUUGGUCAUUUUCACCUGCGUGUUCGGCGCCUUGCUGCUCACCUGCCUCGUGCUCCGAGUGUACAGGUCCGGAAGAAAGGUGAGAAAAACUCGAAAGUACGACAUCAUAACGACGCCCGCCGAGCGCAUUGAAAUGGCCCCUUUGAACGAAGAGAACGAGGACGAGGAGGACUCGACCCUUUUUGACAUCAAGUACAGAUAAAGGCUCACACAACACAAGGCAUAAUAUGUGGAUUUUCUGUGCAAUUUUUUUUUUCUUUUUUCCACUGAAAGUCAAGAAAGGAACGCAUCCUUUUUUCCAUACGUAGCCAAGAAUCAUUUCAUCAGUCAGACAAUCUUAUGUGACUUUAUAUUGCCACAGACUUGUAACAGUUUAUCUCAUACAUAUCAACAGGAAUGUAAUCCGUAGAAAGUCUGUCGUGCUUGUUCCUUUAUUUACUGCAAAUUGGACAAUCCCUGUGGAAUCCAUGCAAAAUCGGGGCUUAUACUUAAACUAGCUAUAAUCAGAAUCUGGACAUAUUACCAAAAAGUGUAACUGAUCUUUAUUUUUGUAAAACUCGUGUUGAACUGUUAUAAACUACCCUGUAAGUCUUUCCAGGAAGUUGAUACUAUGUUUUGUCCCUUGUUUCAUUGUGUGAACUUGAUUACAUUACAUUAAAUUUA
Molecule: messenger RNA, 1337 nt
Organism: Scleropages formosus (Asian bonytongue)
Lineage: Eukaryota; Metazoa; Chordata; Actinopteri; Osteoglossiformes; Osteoglossidae
Product: membrane protein FAM174B-like
Exons: 3
Coding region: 463-876 (137 amino acids)
Source: RefSeq, a predicted model, not a curated record